AUGGCGCCACCUUGCUCCAUCAUUGUUCUACUUGUCUUCGUCCCUGCUUUCUGCUCGCAAAGUGCUACAACAUUUAAUUGUGAGGGAAAUGGAGACAGAGUGAAUUGGUGGAUUCAAAGUGCUCCAUUAACCGACUCCAUUGAACAAGAAAGAGAAAUAAUAGUCACUACCACUGUUAAUAAUACUAACUUCUCAUCAGUACUGACUGUUAAUUCUAUACCUGAUAAUGAUGGACUGGGAAUUGGAUGUGAAGUUAUUACUUUUAAUCCUUUUGAUCGUGUCAUAUCAAACUGUAACCUAACCAUCAGAGGUGUAUCAUCAGUUGAGGAUCUCCAGUAUGAUUUUACUUCAAAUAAUUCAUUGCUCAUAACAUGGUCACGUCCUGUUUACUACUCUGAUGAUGUUUCUUUUGGAUCAUCCGUUAGCUAUCAAGUAUUAGUUACUGAUGAAGAAGAUGGAGAUAUUAUACUGGAUGAAACUAUUGCCAAUAGAAAGAUUAAAGUUGUUAAUGUCACAAAAUGUGAUACAUUUAAUAUCAGUGUAACAGUAAUACUGGCUCAAUAUACAUCAACUGAUAUUGAUAGUAAUAGUGGAAACUUUUCAAUUGCUGAAUAUGGCACACAGCCAUUGAUACCUUCUAUUUCUUUUGAACUUGGUUGUCCUCUAUCAAAAUGCCUUGUUUCACUAAUGGAUGGAAGCACUGAAGUUACUGAUAUUAUUAGUGAAACUGAUCAUAUAAUUGAAUUCAAGUUAUCACCUUUCAGACAUUAUGAACUAACUGCUGUUGUUAAGAAUCUUAGAGGAAAGACCAAAGCAACUUACGACGCUUCAAUAUCUACAUUCCAUACACGAGAUAUUAUCAUCAGUUCUCCACAUACCGAUGGGUCAGUUAGUGUACAGUGUGUGUUUGUAUCAGGAUCAACUGCUGAUGGAUGUCAUGUGAUAUUUAAUGAUACUAAUCAAGAAAUAGUUGAAUCAUUUACUAUAACUGGACCAGGCAGUACAAUAGUAACAGUAUCAGCCAGUGGAGUUUAUGAUGUAUAUGUUUAUGAUAUUGUCAAAGGAUCAUUAUAUGGACCUGCUGUUCAAGAUACUACACUGGUUGAGAUUGUUAAAGUGAUACCUUCUACUUUUUCCUCUUCUAGUAUUAUGAGUGAAAGUACUGCUUCUCCUGCUCAGUCUACUGUCAGUAAUACUGUUAGUCCUACGACAACUAGUAUUAAUGUAACUGGAACCACUUCAUCAACAAGCAAGACAAUGAAUGAUAAUAACAUUAUUGUACCUAUUGUGGCUGGUACAGUCAGUGGUAGUGUACUGUUGAUAUUGAUCAUAUUAGUAGUAUGUGCUGUGAUCAUUGUCAAUAAGAGGAAAAAGAUGAAAGGAGUAUUGAUACGUUCUGAAUUUGCUACUAUUCAACAACCACAAGCUGAGACCAAUCGAUAUCAAGAUGUUCAUGAGUUAAGAAAUGAAGGUCCUAACAACACAUCACCUUUACUAUUGACUAGUAGUAGAUUGAUAAAUGAGGAGAAUCCCUAUCAUGUUACUAGGAGUAAGUUUCUGCCCGACAAUCAUCCCACUAUUCCUUCACACAAUGUUGAGGUAAAUAUUAGUAUAUCAUGUGACUGUUUUGAUAAUGUAGUACUGCUGUAAUAUUGUGUAGUAUGUUUACCUAAGUUGAAAGAGUAAACACUAUAACUAUUGCAUGCCUACAAAGUGCAGCAACAUGUUCUGGUUAGGUUUUAUAGACAAAU
Messenger RNA from Amphimedon queenslandica, 1751 nucleotides. RefSeq lists its product as uncharacterized. The record is from RefSeq and is a predicted model, not a curated record. The transcript has 10 exons. NCBI's taxonomy places the organism in Eukaryota, Metazoa, Porifera, Demospongiae, Haplosclerida, Niphatidae. The coding region runs from base 1 to 1650 and encodes 549 amino acids.